Molecule: messenger RNA, 2504 nt
Organism: Electrophorus electricus (electric eel)
Lineage: Eukaryota; Metazoa; Chordata; Actinopteri; Gymnotiformes; Gymnotidae
Gene: s1pr4
Product: sphingosine-1-phosphate receptor 4
Biological process (GO): G protein-coupled receptor signaling pathway
Cellular component (GO): membrane
Molecular function (GO): sphingosine-1-phosphate receptor activity
Source: RefSeq, a predicted model, not a curated record
UUUCAUGCAGUUGGGACAAGAUUGAACUGAGAAAAGAGUUCCUGUUUGCUGAGUGGGUUCUGCGAAAAUGUUGGGUAACCAAUUUUUUUGCCAAGAUUAAGCUGUUGUAAGACAGAUGGCAUAAUGUUAGAAGUAUUCAAAGCCUAUUGCAAUAUCGUUGUGUAGUAUCGCAAUGACACGUGAACUUCAGCAACAAACUAGAUACACUCAAAAUUGGAUAUAAACCAAAACGUAGACUAACCUAAGUCAGUAGUGUAGUUUCAUCUGUUCACGCAAGCUCUGCCACUAAAUUAAAUGCCUGUAAACAAUACGAUUAAAAUGAACAUAUCUCUGUUAUCAGUCCUUCUCUGCCAAAACAUUCGUGUUAUUCUACUUUAUUUGAUCUCAGUUUAUUUUAUUUACGAUGUCAUAUUUUAUUCUGCGAUGCAUGAGGUACCAUGACAGUGCAUGAGACAACACACACACGUACUCCUGGAACAUGACAACCACGCUAUAUUCUCUUAAAGAGAGGAAACCGUGUAAAGAUACAACAUUUUACAUCUGCAAGCCCCUUCUCCACUGGGUGUGUCUGUGAGUUUCCUUCCUUGUCAGAACUGCAUAUAGCUGAUGAGAGUAGAGCACCACGGGCUCUGUCGAGACAGAGGAUGGAUGGCUACACACUCUCCAGUAUCACAAGCAAGAGCAGAGUAGCGUAGGAGGGUAAGAACCUACAGGACACCGUUUCCAUUUCCUCCUAUCCGCAGUCUGGAGAGAGAGUUUGACUGCCCAACGGGCUCUGUAUCAGGGUUUUCCUGGCGAAAGUGGAACUAGUCUUCCCAUCAGCGGCCGUCCACCAUGAAGUUUUUACACGCCCUCAGCUCCUCCACCUCUUGCCCUGACGUCUACGGCGGGGGCAACCACAAUGUGAUCGUGGCGCACUACAACCACACUGGGAGGCUACAGAACCGCAAGGACGACGAGGGGGUCCUGAGCAUUGGUGCGGUCCUCUUCCUCUGCCUGAGCAUCUUCAUCAUCCUAGAGAACCUUGUGGUGCUGCUGGCUGUGCUGUUCGGCAUGCGACAGCGCCAUCGCUGGGUCUACAUCUGCAUCGCCAACAUCACGCUCAGCGACCUGCUCACCGGCACCGCCUAUGUGAUCAACAUCUGCAUGUCGGGCAGCCGAACGUUCCUCCUGACCCCCAUGCUCUGGCUCCUGCGCGAGGGCCUGCUCUUCGUGGCCCUGGCCGCCUCCAUCUUCAGCCUGCUGCUGAUCGCCAUCGAGCGCUGCACCACCAUGAUGAAGUCCGCGCACCCCAAGCCAUCCCAGAAGACCUACCGCGUCUACGUCCUGGUGGCGCUCAGCUGGGUGACAGCAUUCGCCAUCGGCCUCCUGCCUCUCUUCGGCUGGAACUGCGUGUGCCACCUGAGCAGCUGCUCCACGUUCCUGCCCCUCUACUCCAAGAGCUACAUCCUCUUCGCACUGGUCAUCUUCUUCGUCAUCCUCCUGACCAUCGGCGCGGUCUACUUUGCCAUCUACUGGCACGUCCGAGGCAGUGCCAAAAAGUGCUCCAUUCGGAACCUGAACCGUUCCCUUCGGCUCCUCAAGGCGGUCAUCUCCAUCGUGGGAACCUUCGUGGUGUGCUGGGGGCCGCUGUUCGUCCUGCUCCUGGUGGACUACUUCUGCUACUCUCGCCACUGCGGCGGUCUCCUCAAAGCCCACUGGUUCAUCGCCCUGGCCGUGUUCAACUCGGCCAUAAACCCUUGCAUCUACUCCUUCGGGAGCCUGGAGCUGCGCAAGGCCAUCAGUCAGCUGCUGUGCUGCUGCUGCCUAAGACUGGGCAUCUGCAACGCCAAGAGCUUCCUGUCCAAAGAGACAUCGAGCACGUCGGGAAGCCACCACAGCAGCUUGCGCAACAGCUUCAGCAAAGUGAGGAACCUGAGCACGAGUCCCCAGGCCCCAGCGCGGAGCAGCAGGAAAAGCAGACUGAGCUCCACCACCUCCUGCCUGUCUGCUUCAAGUGGUUAGACCGCAGGUGCUCACUUGCCACAGCACACACACCUCUGCACACUCUCUGAGUUGUUCCACCUCAGCUGGCACACACACACACACACACACACACACACACCCACAAACACAUACAAACAUAUGCUUGUUGUUUUUCAGAUUUUUGUUUUGCACUUUGUUUAGCAUUUCCUUGUUGUCCACUGUGAUUUGCUGAAAUGCACAUGUACACAGACAUCUGUAAGGAUUAAUGUAAGAAUGUUGUGUGUGUGUAUAUAUAUAUAUAUAUAUAUCUGUAUGUUGUAACUGAUACAUGUGUUUUGUGAAUACAUAAUUGAAAGACUGACUGAGCAGUGUCCUAUAAAAUCUCUAUGAUUAACUGAACGAGUAAAGAAAUAUUUUUAUAUAAUUAUUUACUGUGACUUUAUUGCAUUUUAAUUCAAAUGCUUGGACCACACAAGUAAACAUAGAAUGUCUGUACUUUUAAAAGCAUAAAUAAAAUCUUUGAUUAUUUGAAUCUUGAA